Arabidopsis arenosa is the source of this 481-nucleotide messenger RNA. The record is from the annotation of a GenBank genome assembly. NCBI's taxonomy places the organism in Eukaryota, Viridiplantae, Streptophyta, Magnoliopsida, Brassicales, Brassicaceae.
ACAUAAUACUUCAUCUUUCUCUACGCCAAAAAGUAGAAAAAGAUGGCGAGCUCACUUCUCAGCUCGACGCCAUUGUCGUCAUCUUUCUUACAUGUUCCUCGGAAGUUGCUUGUGCAUGGCCAUUGUCCGAGCCAAAGAACUCUCUGGUUCUCUCGGAAACAAUCGUCUCUCUGUGUUCGCGCUGCAACACUCCCUCAAGGGAUGAUAGUGCCAAAGAAGGAACCCAAAUUCAAACCAGCGUUUCUGGGAUUUACAUACACAGCUGAGAUAUGGAACUCCAGAGCUUGUAUGAUUGGUCUCAUCGGAUCCUUCAUUGUUGAGCUGAUUCUGAACAAAGGAAUACUUCAGUUGAUUGGUGUUGAUGUUGGAAAAGGACUUGAUCUUCCUCUCUGAUUAGGAUCUUCUUCUUCCAAUCUGGUCAUAAAAAUUUCACAAAACCCUUUUGGCUUUUUUUCUUAUGAUAUAAAGAGCUUACAGCUAU